AUGUCUACAGGGGCAAAUCUCGAGAUUGUUGACGCCGCAUUGGCGAAUGCACCUCGUCUUCACAACGACACACGGGGCAGUGCGAGCUUGGAGAAGCACGACAGGUUUGUGUCAACUUCAGAGAGUCUUGUUGGCCCCAAUGGCGAGCAAUACCCUACCGAAGAAGACUGGGGAAAGCUUCGUCGUGUGUACGGUAAAGUCAAUUGGAUGAUCUACAUCAUCGGUGUUGUAGAGAUGUGUGAGCGUUUUGCUUACUACGGAACGACCGCCGUCUUUGUCAACUUCAUCCAGAGAGACCUCCCCACGUCAGGACCCUUCCCUGAAGCUGGCGCUGCCGGCGACGGUCAACCAGGAGCCCUUGGAAUGGGCCAGCGUGCUAGCACAGGCCUUGUUCAAUUUAACUCAUUCUUCUCAUACAUCAUGCCGCUAGUUGGCGGUUGGGUUGCUGACGAAUACUGGGGCAAAUUUAAGACCAUUUACUUCGCCAUUGCCGUUGCUACACUUGGCCAUAUCUUAAUCAUCAUUGCCGCGAUCCCUCAGGUCAUGGGACCAAACCCUGAAGGAGCUCUUGCCUCGUUCAUUCUGGGCCUGAUUCUAUUUGGCACCGGUGUGGGCUUCUUCAAAUGCUGCAUCUCUCCGCUCAUUGCGGAGCAAUAUGAGGCUAGUCAUCCGCGGGCUUUUAUUCGUACCGAGCCCAAUGGUGAACGGGUUAUAGUCGACCCAGGCAUCACAUACUCCCGAGUAUACAUGCGUUACUACCUUCUGAUCAAUGUCGGUGCGCUGGUUGGCCAAGUCUCUAUGGUAUAUGCCGAGAAAUACGUCGGCUUCUGGCUCUCCUUCACAUUACCAACUAUCCUCUUUGCUCUUUGCCCACUUCUAAUGGUCACCCUCAGCAAGCACUACGUCAAGAAACCCCCACAAGGUGACGUGCUGGUCAAGUCCAUGAGAACAUACGGGCUGGUUCUCAAGGGGCGCUUCUCGCUCAAUCCCGUACGUACGUGGAGGAAUCUCUCUGAUCCGAACAUUUGGGACGCUGCAAAACCAAGCAAAGUCGCCAACAAGCCAGUAUGGAUGACUUUCGAUGACGCGUGGGUGGACGAAGUUCGACGUGGCAUCAAGGCCUGUCAAGUAUUCUUCUGGUUGCCUAUCUUUUGGCUGCCUUAUGGUCAAAUGACCAGUAACCUGGUUUCACAGGCGUCCACCAUGAAGCUCAAUGGAGUACCAAAUGAUGUGGUACAUAACCUGAACCCAUUCACAUUGCUGAUUUGCAUUCCGAUAUUCGACAAAUUCAUCUACCCGAGGCUGGCUCACAUGGGCAUCAACUUCACACCCUUGAAGAAGAUACAAGCUGGUUUCGUCUGCGCUAUGCUUUCCAUGGUGGUUGCAGCAGUCAUCCAACACUUCAUCUACCAGAAAUCGCCAUGCGGGGAGUUUCCAACAGACUGCGAUCAGCCCCCGGACCUCUCAGUGUGGACUCAAGUCCCUGCAUACAUUCUCAUCGCAUUCUCGGAGAUCUUCGCCAGCAUCACGGGACUUGAGUACGCGUUCUCCAAAGCACCGAAGAACAUGCGGUCUUUGGUGACUGGCAUGUUUUGGUUCACGCAUGCUUUCUCGUCUGCCAUCGCCCAGGCCUUUGUGCCGUUGGCUGGUGAUCCAUUGCUCGUGUGGCUGUACAUGAGCAUUGCCAUCCUUACGUUCCUUGGCUGGGUCGGCUUUGCCUGGACUUUCCGAAGCUUGGACCGAGAGAAUGACACACUUGACAAACUCCCGGAAGGUGGCUUCCAGUCUAACGCUGAGUACACCGCGGCGAAGACUGAGAACGUGGAAAGGGCUUGA
Messenger RNA from Alternaria viburni, 1836 nucleotides. RefSeq lists its product as uncharacterized. The coding region runs from base 1 to 1836 and encodes 611 amino acids. The transcript has 7 exons. The record is from RefSeq and is a predicted model, not a curated record. Gene Ontology annotation, molecular function: dipeptide transmembrane transporter activity. Lineage: Eukaryota; Fungi; Ascomycota; Dothideomycetes; Pleosporales; Pleosporaceae. Gene Ontology annotation, cellular component: membrane. Gene Ontology annotation, biological process: transmembrane transport; oligopeptide transport.